GAGGGAUGAGCAGCGCGGCCGCGGCGGUGCCGAGCAGCGCGGCCACCCGUCAACUUUCUCCCGUCGCGGGAAGUCCGUCUCUGCCGUCUCCGCCGCGCGGCGCCUCCGACUGACGCCGUUUUGCGGCUGAAAGCGGCCGCGGAGCGUGCACCUUUGCGCAGAGGAGCCCCCCUUGGUUUUCGAACGGCGAGCGGCUCCUCCGGGUGCACAAAGGCACAGCGGCGUUCGCAGAGGAACUUGUUCGGAGUGAACCGUGGGGGAAACGCUGCGAGGCGAGAUAAACAAGCUCCGGACUCCCAGAGAAAGCGGCGGCCGCGCACCGCCGCCCCCGCCACAAACACCGUGUUCAGACCCCCCCGGCCGACGAAUACAAGGUUACGGUGUAUGCCGGUAGUGAACGUGUGCCGCACCAGGCCAGUCUUGGCAGCAUGGUGAAGGCCCAGAAGUCAUCUGGGAGGAAGAGCUCUGUCUGUCUCCGCAGAAAGACUGACCAGGCAGAAAUGGAGGACGGCCAUUUGGACCCACAGGGUCCGCCUCAAGGGGGGCCCGCCGGACACGACCAGUCCUUCGCCGAAACCCAUUACCAGCUGGAGAACUGCGGCCAGAGGGACGCUCCCUAUGACGACCAGGAGAGGGCCGGCUCCGCAGCCCACCUCCAGGCCAAGCCCAUGUGGAAGCCCAUCCCGCCCCUGCUGCCGGAGCCCCACAGGACCAGCAGCACCUGCAGGACCAGGGAGCAGGGCUGCCAGACCGACGAGCAGCUCCAGCAGACAAGUGCCUACAAACACGGCUUCGGAAACACAGGUCUGUGUGCGGAGCCCGGCGACCCUCCUCUGCUCCAGCAGCCCCUGCAGACCUCCAAGUCCGGGAUCCAGCAGAUAAUAGAAUGCUUCCGCUCCGGCACCAACGAACUGAAGCAGAUGCUGCUGAAGGAGGUGGACACCAUCUUCGAGUGUAAACUGUGCCGCAGUCUGUUCAGAGGCCUGCCCAACCUCAUCACACACAAGGAGUACUACUGCCUGUCGCGGCUGCACGACUCUGACGGCUCGCCGGGAGACGACAGGCAGGGUGUCGCCAUGAAGGAUCUACUGGACGCGAUAUACCCCAGGUCAGACCGGCCGGACUACGUCGUGCGAUUGGAGCCCAUUCAGACCACCAACAAGGCCGUUUUCCAGUACAUCACCACAGAGGAGGAGCUCGCUCGAUACCCGUCACACACGCCCAGUGCCAGAGAAAGUCCCGUGGCCUGGGAGGGAGAAGCAACGGAGGGAACUGAAAACAAUCAAGCCAGUCAGCCGGGAGCGCCGGAAGCUGACAGCAGCCCAGGAAACAACCCGGUUCAGAAGGUUGAGGAGGAGGCCAAGAAGGAAGAGCAGCCGCAGCCUGAAGACGAGGGGUCCAACAGUGGGGUGGAGGAUGUGACCAUUUCCUGUUGCCUCUGCGGUCAGGACUUUAACUCUCGCCGCAGCAUCAGACGCCACUGCCGCAAAAUGCACCGGGCCAAACUGGAGGAGCUCAGGAAGUUCACCGAAACACGCACAGUUCCCACAAGUCUGCUCUCCAUGGUGAAAGUUGGAGGCCGGCCGAGGACGCUCAGCACACCUCCUGGGAAAUCCUGCCCCGUGUGCCUGAAAACCUUCGCUACCAAAGCCAACGUCCGCCGCCACUUCGACGAGGUGCAUCAGGGCGUGCGGCGGGACCCGUCGCCCAGCGUGGCCUCGCGCUCCGCCCAGCCCUUCUCGGUGGAGGUCACCCCUCCCAGGAAGAGCAGCAGCUCCUCCCCGACGCGCAGCCACAGCUCCAAGUCCACGCCGGUGAACCCUAAAGCGACCCCGUCGGGCCAAAGCCAGGGCAAGCCUGCGAGUCCGCUUCCAGCCUCGCCUCAGGCGAACGCCGCCUCGUGUCGGUGCACGCUCUGCAAGAGGAACUACAGCUCCCAGCUCAUGUUGAAGAGACACAUGCGCAUCGUGCACAAGAUCUACAGCGUGAAGAAUAACAGGUCUGCUGCUGCGGCUGCAAACGCCACCGCCGCCGCCUCCACCACGGCCAGCACCGCCAUCAACAGCAGCAGCAGCGGCGGUGGCGGCGGCGGCGGCGGCGGCGGCUCCAGCGUGGGCGUGGCCUCCAGCAGCAACAGCAUCCGGGUGAAGGAGGAAGCCGUGGAGCCCAGCGAGGACGGAGCCGGAAGCGGCUCCGCCCCUCCGGCGGCACAGAACCCCCUGAAGGUGAAGGAGGAGGAGCCUUCUGUCAAAGUCAAGACGGCGGCGUCCGCGUCGUCGUCCCGCGGCACCGGCUCGAGCGGCGCCGCCGUCGCCGGGAAAAUGACUAAGCUGUCGGUGGGCUUCGACUUCAAGCAGCUCUUCUGCAAGCUGUGCAAGCGGCAGUUCAGCUCCCGGCAGAACCUGACGAAGCACAUCGAGCUGCACACGGACGGCAACGACAUCUUCAUCAAGUUCUACCGCUGCCCGCUCUGCCGCUACGAGUCCCGCCGCAAGCGCGACGUCCUGCGCCACGUCACCGUGGUCCACAAGAAGUCCUCCACCUACCUCGCCAAGAUCAUGCCCAAGCUGGAGAGCCGGGCGGUGAAGCGGCUGGCGGAGGUCGUCCUGAACAGCACCAACAAGAGGACGGGCGGCGGCGUCAAGGAGGAAGUCAACGGACGCCACGCCUCCUCCUCGUCCUCCCCCUCGCCGUCGAUGCCGGUCACUCGCAAGCAAGAUGGCUCCACAUCGGCCAUGACCGCUUCCUCGGCCUCUGCUCCCUCCUCCUCCUCCUCCUCCUCCUCCUCGUCCUCCUCCACCCUGCCUCCAGCCCCUCCCUCCAGGAAGCAGGACCCGUCCUCCGUCCUCCCCUCGUCGCCCCCCGUCACCCGCAAGCAGGACCGGCAGCAGAGCCACCAGCAGCGCCCCGUCAGCCCGCCGCAGACCCGGCGGAGCGAGAAGCACUCGCUGUACCGGAACUCCUCCUCCGGCCCCGCCCCCGCCGGCAGCCCCGCCUCCGCUCACCAGGCGCCGCACACCCGCCGCCACGACGCCCAGUCGGAGAGCAGCUCCACCGAGGUCAAGGUCACCAAGAACUUCUCCCUCCACGCCUGCGACCAGUGCGGACGGGCCUUCGCCAAGAAGCUGUACCUGGAGUCCCACAAGCGAAGCCAUCGCAACGCCACGUCAGAAACCAGCAGGAGGAAAGGAGUCAGCACCCGCUCCAAGUCCCUGGUCUGGUGAAACGCAACCGCGGGGGGAUAAAGGACGAGCGAGCCGCCACUAACAAUGACAAGUCGAUUCCAAACACUCAACUGGAAAAAAUAAUAGACACACGGAGCAAGCAGCGAAAGCAGAAACAUGGAGGAAGCAAUCAGAGGGAGUGAUGGAGUGCGACGGAGGAGUAAAACGGCGAAGGAUUUUAUUUUCCACCUUUUGUUUGAGAACCAAAAAAAUGCUGUUGGACGUGUCGUUCUUACAGAGUUUGAUUCUAAAGCCAGCCGUCCCGCUGGCUGGCGGCGCUGCUAUCCGCACUGAGACUAAGGUGAAGACGAGAUUCACUACAGUUGUAAAUAUAUACAUGAAUAUAUUUGUAUUUACUUACCACAGUAUGUGAACAUGGAUCCAUAUGCAGAGGACGAACUGGUAGUGCCAUGCUCCAGGUGACCUGUGUGUUACGGAACGAUGAAGGAUGUGUGUGUGCGCGUGUAUGUGUGUGUGUGUGUGUGCGCGUGCGUGGAAAAGUGUAGGAUGGUGGGAAUGAAAACAGCCUGGAAGACUCUUGAUGAAUUUGCCCCCCUGUAGUCCCACACAGACGGUUCAGCUCAGAUCAACUCGUUUCAGGCAUCAGUGUAUUUACACAUCCGGCCGUGUGUGUGUGUGUGUGUGUGUGCGUGUGUGGCGAAAAUGUCAUGUGUUUACUCACCCAACGACACAUUUUCCCGAGGUUCAUUUCAUGUUUGAACCACUGGUGUACCUGAAGGAACACUGAACCAAGUUUAAUCCAGUUUUAGAUUAUUGGCUUAAAAUUGAAAAUGUGAUUUAUUUUUUUUCCCCCCUUUCUGUUCGUAUUGAGAAAGAAAAAGGAUUUUACAACGUUUAAUCGCGAUUUUUCCUUUAAAAGAUACCAUGAGCUUCUUUGAUUGCCGCCAUUAUGAGUUUCCCGGGGCUGUUUUCUCUCAUCUGGCUCAUGUUUUCCUCCUUCCUGUGCUCCGUUUGACUCGACCUCACGCCGCCUCACCUCGAUGAAACAUCAGCCUCCGUAACUUCAGGGUCGUAUGUGAAAUAUUUGAAGUCGUGCGUAUUAAAGGGACGUUUUCUCUCCGCCGGUGAGCUAAAACAGGUUUAUUAUUUCACUUUAUGAGAACAUGCAGCAUCGCGUUCAUUUUUCUUAAAGCUGAUUAUUUAUACACCUGUUAAUUGCAGCUGCUGAACGUCAUCAAACUGUUCAUCCAGUCGCGAUAAUGUCGGGAGUCCAAACGCUCAGCGAUGAAGGGAGCCGACGCUCAUCUGGUUUCUUACUUCUGCAUGUCCUCACAGGAAUUACAGCAACAGCCACGCUGCCUUAGAAACCACCCUGUAGUCCACAGCUCCUCAUAUGAAGCAGUCACUGCAUGUGUUACUGCCCUAUACCCCCCCGACCCCCCCGCCCAUCAGAUAUCAGACCAACAAAGGGCAAUAGUCUCGACUUCAGUGCCUCUAAGCAGCAGAGAUUUGAACUGAGAUCAGAAAAGAAAGAAAGAGAAAACAGACCUGCUGAAUCCUCUCAACUUCGAAGUUUACAAUAAAGUUUUCGUUCCAUUACCUUUCUCUUCCUUAAUGCUCCGUCUUGGACUUUAAAGUGCUGCGUCGGUUCCAUUCGAAGCCCGCUUUCAUGUUCUCACGCUUCCUCCCGAAGGUAGUCUCUGAAAACACUGGCACACCGUGAGUGGUUGGGAUGAAAGCUACUGAGGAAAAGACCAAAUGUAGAUAUAUGUCUUAAUUUCUGAACAGAAAGCCAUGAAAUGGAACAAAAAAAAAAAACAGAAAGAGGAAAGACCAAACUAUUUUUCUAAGUGAACAUGCUCCUGCAAACAAGGUCUUGACAUGUAAAUACGGACUCAUCCCACCCAGAUGGUAUAAAUAAUAGUUCUAAUAGUCAUAAUAGUUACUGACUUAUUGUUUUGAACAUGUUCCGUCACUGUUUCAUCGUCCCACCAUUAGUUGUCUUUUUUUGUGUCUUAUUCCAUUUCAAGGACUUUUUUUUUGUUGUUGCCACGUGUCGAGCAGUGGGCAGGAAUCAAACCUCAAGAGACUUUAAAAAAACAACAACAAAAUCUCCACAUUUCUUUCAUCAUAAGUUGUGAUAUGUUAUGAAGCUCACCUCCUAGAAAACUUGAGUUUGAGAAGCCUUUCAGAUGUGACGCGAAUGUUUAAACCAACCACUUAAUAAAGAUGUUCUGCUCCAAACC
Molecule: messenger RNA, 5431 nt
Organism: Salarias fasciatus (jewelled blenny)
Lineage: Eukaryota; Metazoa; Chordata; Actinopteri; Blenniiformes; Blenniidae
Gene: znf800b
Product: zinc finger protein 800b
Exons: 12
Coding region: 429-3224 (931 amino acids)
Source: RefSeq, a predicted model, not a curated record